CAGAGGAAAAGCUUCUUUUGAAUGUGAUACUGGCCACAAAAGUGUUUUGCUUUUGGAUUCGCUGUUUUCUUUCUCCGUUAACUGUGAACCUCUGGGUGAGGAAGGGGCCUGCCUUCGCCUUUCAAGCCGGGAAAGGUCAUCGAGGCCGCACACGCACUCUGCAGCGGGCAGCCAGACUGUUUCAGCUGCGGAACCAAAGAGGAAGCCCAGCCCAGGGCACUGUGGCCGCUUUGGGAUCUCUGGCUACAUGAUAUACCAUGUUAUCUUGUGAUAUUUGUGGUGAAACAGUAACCUCAGAACUGGACAUGAAGUCUCAUCUCCUGAUUGUUCACAUGGAAAACGAAGUUAUAUGCCCAUUUUGCAAGUUGUCAGGUGUGAAUUAUGAUGAAGUGUGUUUUCAUAUCGAAACUGCUCAUUUCGAGCACAAUGAACUAGAAAGAAACUUGGAGAAGACCAAUAAAAUACAGUACGGGACUUCUGACAACAGAAAGGAUAACAGCCAGCAGUGCAGAAUGGACGUUAAUUCAAGUAUGCCUUCCGCUUGUGCGUCUAAUCCAAAAAUUUCAGCUCAAAUCCUGCCUGAGGACAGUACUUUAAAACAUAAAGCCUUUUAUUCAGAGAACUUGACUGAAUCUAGAAAACCAAGAAGUAAGGGAAAACAGUGUAACCUAUCCCUGAUAAAAGGAUCAAUUUAUGACACAAUGUAUAGUCCUCCUGAAUGUCCAUUCUGUGGGGAAACAGAAGAUUGUUCUCAAGAUAUGGAAACUCAUGUGAAGACAAAGCAUGCCAAUUUUUUAGACACUGCAGUAGAAGACUGUGACCAGCCACUAUAUGACUGUCCUAUGUGCGGGCUCAUCUGUACAAAUUACCAUAUUCUCCAGGAACAUGUUGACUUGCAUUUGGAAGAAAGCAACUUUAGACAAGGCAUGGAGAGAAUUCAGUGUUCUAGAGAUCUGGAACUGGCUCACCAGCUUCAACAAGAAGAAGACCAGAAGAGGAGAUCUGAAGAAUCAAUACAAGAAAGGGACGAAUUUCAGAAGCUGCAGCAACAAUACGGUUUAGACGGUUCUGGAGGGUACAAGCAACAGCACCUCCGAAGUCUGGAGAGGGAAGUGAAUCAUGGAAGAAUGCCUCCGUCUGAGUUUCAUAGAAGGAAAGCUGACAUGAUGGAAUCACUAGCUGUUGGUAUUGAUGAUGGGAAAACAAGAACUUCUGGAAUUAUUGAAGCACUUUAUAGGUAUUAUCAGAAUGCUGCCCCAGAUGUGAGACGUGUGUGGCUUUCUGCAGUGCUGGAUCACUUUCAUUCAUCUUAUGGUGACAAAGGCUGGGGUUGCGGUUACAGAAAUUUCCAAAUGCUCCUGUCAUCAUUAUUACAAAAUGAUGCUUAUGAUGAUUGCUUGAAAGGUAUGUCAAUUCCUUGUAUUCCAAAAAUUCAGUCUAUGAUUGAAGAUGCAUGGAGGGAAGGUUUUGAUCCUCAGGGUGCCUCUCAACUCAAUAACAAGUUACAGGGAACAAAGGCCUGGAUUGGAGCAUGUGAAAUAUAUACACUUCUGACCUCCCUAAGGGUAAAGUGCCGUAUUGUGGAUUUUCACAAGUCAACUGGUCCUUUGGGUACACAUCCUCGCUUAUUUGAAUGGAUAUUGAACUAUUACUCUUCGGAGAGGGAAGGGGGUCCAAAAGUACUUUGUACAUCUAAACCUCCUAUCUAUCUUCAGCAUCAAGGUCAUAGUCGAACAGUUAUUGGAAUUGAAGAAAGAAAAAACCGAACAUUAUGCUUGCUAAUAUUUGAUCCUGGAUGUCCUUCUCGAGAAAUGCAGAAACUACUAAAGCAAGACAUGGAGGCAAGCAGUCUCAAGCAACUUCGGAAAUUUGUGGGAAAUUUAAAGCAUAAACAAUACCAGAUAGUGGCAGUAGAGGGUGUUCUUACUGCAGAGGAGAAAACUGCCAGGAGACAAGCAUCUCAAGUCUUUAUAGCCGAGAAGAUUCCUUGAAGAAUAAAGCAUUUCAGUGAUUGUGGAAUUUUAUUUUGCAAAUUCAAUAUUAAAGUCCUUAAUACAACUUA
Molecule: messenger RNA, 2062 nt
Organism: Phyllostomus hastatus (greater spear-nosed bat)
Lineage: Eukaryota; Metazoa; Chordata; Mammalia; Chiroptera; Phyllostomidae
Gene: ZUP1
Product: zinc finger containing ubiquitin peptidase 1
Exons: 10
Coding region: 258-1991 (577 amino acids)
Source: RefSeq, a predicted model, not a curated record